This is a messenger RNA of Lathyrus oleraceus (garden pea), 612 nucleotides long. RefSeq lists its product as uncharacterized. Gene Ontology annotation, molecular function: nucleic acid binding; zinc ion binding. Lineage: Eukaryota; Viridiplantae; Streptophyta; Magnoliopsida; Fabales; Fabaceae. The record is from RefSeq and is a predicted model, not a curated record. Bases 1 to 612 code for a protein of 203 amino acids. The transcript has 2 exons.
AUGAUAGUUGAGAAGGUAAUGCGUACGUUGACCUCUCGCUUUGAUCAUGUUAUCGUUGCUAUUCUAGAAUCCAACAAUCUUGAAACAAUGAAACUGGAAGAUUUGACAUGGAAGAAACGUGGUGGUGUCAACAAGUUCAAGAUCAAAAGAGGCAAGAUUCAGAGCAAGAAGUCUUGGUCGAACCCUCAAAAGCAUAAGCUCAAUGAUAGGGCUUAUAAAUCCUCCAAAAGAGGAGAAAGAAACUCCUAUCAGAAAGACAAAGAAGAGAAAAAAGGUGUGCAAUGCUAUAGCUGUGAAAAAUGGGGUCACUUGGCAAAGAAUUGUUGUUAUAGGAAAUACAAGGGAGCGAAAAAAGGCAAUAAUGAAGUAGCAAACCUUGCACGCCAAGAUUCAUAUGAUUAUGAAGAUAUGGUGGUUAUGGCUGCAGUUGCAAAUGACCAUGUCGAAUGCAAAAUUUUGUUUCUCGACACAAGCUGCUUGAAUCACAUGACUGGUAGGAAAUUAUGGUUGACAGAUUUCGAUGAGUCGAUGAAGAGAAAGGACAAACUUGUUGAUAAUAGCUUAUUGCAAGUAGAAGGUACAAGCGACAUAAUUAUUCAAAUGAACAAUUGA